Messenger RNA from Coprinopsis cinerea okayama7#130, 1215 nucleotides. RefSeq lists its product as hypothetical. The transcript has 8 exons. NCBI's taxonomy places the organism in Eukaryota, Fungi, Basidiomycota, Agaricomycetes, Agaricales, Psathyrellaceae. The record is from RefSeq and is a predicted model, not a curated record. Bases 1 to 1215 code for a protein of 404 amino acids. Gene Ontology annotation, molecular function: protein binding.
AUGAUUACUUCCCAGCCUAUUGUUGCGAGCAAGAGCUUGAGAGUUCCAGGCGCGUUGGCAGACUGCCCUUUGACCCUCAUCCCCAUCGCCCCGGACCUCCCCAGAGACGUGGUGUGCGCUCUCCUCUCUCCACGAGGGAGAUACGUUGCCAUUGCCCUGCCCGAUUGUGAAAUUUGGAUUCUUGAUGGGGCCCUAAACUGGUCCAGAGUCCACAUCCUACAAACCGAAGGCUGGCCGGCCACAGCGCUUCAUUGGUACGUCGAUCCAAACAUGAAGGGCAGCGAGGCCUUGUUCUGCGGGACUAGCGGGGGCGUGGUCUCGUUGUACAGGUUCUCUGAGGACAGCACGUAUAUCGCUCGAGUUUGGGAACGACAGCUGGCAGGCGGAAUAAACGUAUUCGUGCAGAAGGGGUCGGAGCUCAUCGUGGUACAUCGUAACGAUGUCUCGAGGGCCUGGCUCCCACCCAUAGAAGAGACCGUACCGAGUCCAGCUUUGCCGAGGUUUUUCUCCGUAUUCCAAUUUAGUCCCGGCCAUCACGAAGUUGUCGAGGCCUUCUUUUACGACGAGAUCCCUUCCGAUGGUCAUGGGACAAUUGUGGUUAUGUUGUCCAAAGUUCGCUGGUACAAACUCAGACAAUGCAGGACCGGGUUGGAAAUGAUAGCCAGCGGACCGGUGCCGCCAUACCAUGCGACGGCUGCCGUGUCUCCAUCCCUACGAACCAUGGGGCUUGUCGAGCGCGACAGCAUGGUUCUAAGCCGUUCCGGAACGAGAAUCUCCUUUGAGAAGGACCUCGAAGGAACCUUUCUCAGCGGCAGGUUUGUUCACUUGGAUGACUCGAGGCUGAUUCUUGGAACUAUGGCGGGCACCCUUCUGAUGGUUGAGCACGACGAAACCCAUCAUACUGUGGGCCAAUAUGUGUUGUCACGGCCUGAUGCUGAGCUCCGUCCUCUCCAUGCCCGGGCUGGCCACUUGGAGACUACCGCCAUCGUUCAAGAGGUUUCACCGUCCGGACCCAAGCUAUUCCUUCUGGUCAACACCAGACGACUAUUCGGAGGAUCUGGAUUCAACAGAUCCGAUGUUGUUAGAUUCACAAUCCAUAUUGCAGCCUUCUUUCUACUGGCAGCAUGGGAAUUCGGCAUCAUGUGUAUCAUUGCUGUUCUCGAGGCUUUUGACUUGAUGUUCUUAGUCUUUAACUUGCGCGAUGUGCCUGAAUGA